Molecule: messenger RNA, 1322 nt
Organism: Pollicipes pollicipes
Lineage: Eukaryota; Metazoa; Arthropoda; Thecostraca; Pollicipedomorpha; Pollicipedidae
Product: innexin inx2
Exons: 6
Coding region: 321-1322 (333 amino acids)
Biological process (GO): phototransduction
Cellular component (GO): gap junction; plasma membrane
Molecular function (GO): gap junction channel activity
Source: RefSeq, a predicted model, not a curated record
CUCAAGGCCCGCUCAGGUUGUGGACGUGGAGCAUUGGUGAGGGUGUGCUUUGCCCCGCUAUUGCACAAGACAACAACGACCCUGAAGACCACGACAUCGCAGCCAGCUCAGGACCUGUCUUGAAGGCACUGUAUGCAUAUAUCGCGUUGAAUACGGAGCUACAUCGGACAAGAUCAAACCGUUGCAAGAAGCAUUUGCCGCCAACAGGAAACGUCCCACUGCUGAGGCGAAUGACUGCACUUGCUGCUGACUAAGCUGCCCGAACUUGGCACCUUCCCUCACGUAGCAACAGCUCGUCAGGAGCCAGCCUCGCCGCCACGAUGCUGUCCGUGCUGGGCCCGCUCUCGUCACAGACGAAGCUGUUUGCUUCGCGUAACAAGCCGCGCGGUGACAGCUUCGUGUUCCGCCUCCACUAUCGCACGACCUUCGUCUUCGUCAUGGGCAGCUGCUUGAUGGUGACGGCCACCCAGUACCUCGGCGACAAGAUCUCCUGCUUAGGAGAUAAGGAUGCGCUCCCGGACACCGUAAUUGAGACGUUCUGCUUCAUCUCCAGCACGUUCACGCUACCGUCCACCUCGGACGGCCAGGCGGGCCUGGAAGUGGCCCACAAGGGCCUGGGGCCGUCCACGCCCGACACAGAGACCAAGUACCACAACUACUACAUGUGGGUGCCGUACGUGCUCUUCCUGCAGGCUAUCAGCUUCUACGUGCCCCACUGGAUCUGGAAAAUGGUUCAGACCGACAAGGUCAACAACGUGCUUCAGGGCCUCAACUACCUGAUCAUAAACCAAGAGGAGCGCAAGAAGAAGGAAGACAUCAUGGUUGACUACCUGUACUACCAGUGGGGCACGCACACGGCCUGGGCCAUGAAGUACGUGUUCUGCGAGCUGCUGAACCUGGUGAACAUCGUCCUUCAGCUAGUCAUCACAAACCAAUUCCUGGGAGGAGAGUUCACUACUUACGGAAGCCGAGUGGUGGACUUUGUAAACCAAGACCCACAGUCACGCACAGACCCCAUGUACGAGGUGUUCCCGCGCAUCACCAAGUGUACAUUCCACCGGUACGGCCCGUCCGGCAGCAUAGAGCGACACGACGCCAUGUGCGUGUUGAGCAUCAACAUCCUGAACGAGAAGAUCUACCUGACCAUGUGGUUCUGGUUUCUCUUCCUGCUGGCCAUUACCAUUCUGAUGGUCAUCUACCGGGCGAUCACGCUCUUCUUCCCGGCCGUCCGCUCCAAGGUCAUCCUCAGCAGGGCGUACCGCUACGGCUCGCACGAGACAACAGACUUCGUUUCCGAGAAGUGCAACUUCGGGGACUGGUAA